AUGAUUCAGGAAUUCAAAGAUCUCCUGGAGCACUUAGACCCCACACAAGAAAAAAUUCACACUGCUUCUCGUUGGUGUCAAGAGUUUCUUACCUCAAACCCUUCUAAAACUCAAAGCAUAGUCGACGCAUGAUCAAAAUCCUUAGAAACAAGCUCUCAAAAAAUUGCCUUUUUAUUUCUCGCAAAUGAUAUAAUCCAGCAAUCCCACAACGAAACCUUAAAAUCUAUGUUCAACUUCGCAUUACCACGAGCCUUCACCAUUUCCGCUACAAAUCCUACACAGAUCCAAGACAUACGAAAAGUCCUAAAAGUCUGAGACGACCGUCAAGUCUUCCCAAAGCCCACUAUCGAAGAAUGAGAAAAAAUUUGCCAAAGAGCAGAAAGCCAGCUCCCUAUAUCAGACCGAUCAAAUUUAAUUUACAUUAUAAAUUUAGCUAAAAAACUAAAUAAUUUGAAAGAUUUAGAAGAAAAAAUGAGAAAUAUGAAUGGGGAAGCUGUAAAAAUGUCAGACGAAGAAUGCAAGCUGAGGGAAGACGUGAUUAAAGAAAUCGUAGGAGUCAUGAAAAAAAUCCAUCAUGGGAAUCUCAAUGUGUCGAUAUUAAUUGGGAGAAUUAAUGAAAAGUUAAAAAAAUUAGAUAAUUAA
Messenger RNA from Blepharisma stoltei, 642 nucleotides. The record is from the annotation of a GenBank genome assembly. NCBI's taxonomy places the organism in Eukaryota, Ciliophora, Heterotrichea, Heterotrichida, Blepharismidae.